This is a messenger RNA of Crotalus tigris (Tiger rattlesnake), 2164 nucleotides long. RefSeq names its product fatty-acid amide hydrolase 1-like. The record is from RefSeq and is a predicted model, not a curated record. Lineage: Eukaryota; Metazoa; Chordata; Lepidosauria; Squamata; Viperidae. Bases 22 to 1746 code for a protein of 574 amino acids. Gene Ontology annotation, biological process: fatty acid catabolic process. The transcript has 15 exons. Gene Ontology annotation, molecular function: amidase activity; fatty acid amide hydrolase activity.
GCCGCGGACUGUCACUCGGCGAUGAGGAUGUGCGUAGCUCUGGUUUCUGCUUUCCUGGGCUGCUCGCUAGCGACCCUCCUCCUGCUGAAAUGGCGGAAGAGGAGGCAGGUCCAAGGCAAGAUAGCCAAGGCGAGGAGCCGGCGGCAGCGCGUGUUCGAGCAAAUGGGGAGAGCCGCUCAGCGCUUCCAAGAGCAGAAUCCAAAUCACCAACCAGAACCUAUUUUAUCACUGAGUUUGCCUGAACUCUGUCAGAAACUUGAAGAUGGUUCACUUACACCUGAGAGUGUUGUCUACACCUAUGUGGACAAGGCCUUGAGGGUGACUGCAGAUGUCAACUGCAUAACCGAUUACAUAGCAGAGGAAUCCCAGCUUCUGCGUAUGAACAGCGAAGGGGAAAAGGGCUUGCUCUAUGGAGUUCCCGUCAGCAUAAAGGAUUCCAUUAACUGCAAGGGCUCUGACACUACUUUGGGCUUUGUAAAACGUCUCUUCCAGCCGGCAGCAGAAGACGCUGUUAUAGUGCAGGUGUUGAAACAUCAAGGAGCAAUUCCAUUUGUAAAAACAAAUGUUCCCCAAUCUCUGUUGAGUUAUGAUUGCAGUAAUCCGAUCUUUGGACCAACAGUGCAUCCUUUGGAUCACACUAAAAGCCCUGGUGGAUCGUCAGGAGGGGAAGGAUCUCUUAUUAAAAGUGGAGGAUCCAUUCUGGGCAUUGGCACAGAUAUAGGAGGCAGCAUUCGUAUCCCAAGUGGCUUUUGUGGAAUUUGUGGUUUAAAAACCACUAGCAACAGAAUUAGCAAAAAAGGAAUUACUCCGUGUAUCCCUGGUCAGAGAACAGUUUCUGUGGGCGUGGGACCAAUGGCGCGGGAUGUUGACAGCCUUGCCCUUUGCCUGAAAGCUCUCCUGUGCAAGAAAAUGUUCCAUCUGGAUCCCACAGUGCCACCUCUUCCUUUCAAUGACCAAGUUUAUACCAGCUCACGUCCCCUCAGAAUAGGGUAUCAUGAGACUAAUUCCUAUAGUAUGCCAAGCCCUUCCGUGAGACGGGCUGUGCUGGAAACCAAGGAGCUUCUGGAAAGAAAUGGCCAUGUGUUGGUCCCCUUUGAGCCACAUCACAUGGCCCAUUUUAUAAGCAACUUCAAUGGUGCGUCAUUCUUUAGGGAUGGUGGUGCCACUUUCCUACAGUCUUUUGAAGGUGAACCCGUAGAUCCAAAUCUAAAGUGUACCGUGCUGCUGCUAAAAUUACCUUAUUGGAUACGAAGAUUCCUAGCCUGGAUUAUCAGCCCAAUAGCUAUUCGUCAGUCAAUAACAUUGAGCAACGUGCAUGAAAGGUCUGUAAAAGAACUCUGGAAAGACCACCUGGAAAUUGAGAAAUACUGCAGAGAAUUCACUGAAGAAUGGAAACGACUGGAACUGGAUGUACUGCUUUGUCCUACUAUGGGUCCUGCUUUUAAGAGUGGGUCUUCUGGAAGAGUAUCAGAGGUCAUUAGUAAUUACAUAUUAUAUAACUUGUUGGACUUCCCUGCUGGGGUGGUACCAGUUACAACAGUGACGAAGGAAGACGAAGAGGAGCUAAAGAAUUUCAAAGGACACUACAAUGAUUUGGGGGACAAACUCUUUGCAAAGGCAGUGAAAGAAUCUGUGGGGCUCCCUGUGGCUGUCCAGUGUGUGGCUUUGCCCUGGCAAGAAGAGCUCUGUCUCCGGCUCAUGAAAGAAGUGGAGAAUCUAACCAGGGAAAAAUCAAGGAACCAAUGAUAUGAUACCACAGGAAGCAGAAUGGAACUCUUCCAUAAUAGCCAUGGACUCUGGGGACUGAUUUAGUUCAUACAACUAAAGGAGGUCACUAUGAAUGAAUGUGUUGAGAAAAUGUAGGGGAAUAAUAAUUAUAGGAUUAAGCUUCACACACUUUUCAUUAAAAUGUUCAGUGCAAUUCUAACACAAUAGAUAUAAAAAUGUACCAGGUCUGAAAUAAUGAAGUUGAAGUUUUUGAUGUGCUUUUGGAAUCGGAGUGUCUGUGGAUGGAGCAGAUAGGAAACAUUUGAGGAAUUGAUUUUCCCUGGCAAUUAUGUACAUGGAUGAACAGAAAAAUCGGACAUCUGAUUGUAUACUUGGGCAUGAUAUUAUUCUAAUCCAAAUGUAUUAAUAAAAAUAAAGUUUCCCUAAUCUUCCCUGA